CGCUCUUCAGAGUCGGUCUCGCAGCAAUCUAGUCUAGUGCGGGCUUCUCUCAGACGAACAACCUUUUUAUCUUCCCCGUCUUUGCACACUUUUAGUGGCAGUUCAUUUCUAUUGUCAUUGUCAUUGUCAUUAGUCGUGUUUGCCACUAAGCGAUUGGUGAUUUUUUUGUUUUCCACGUGAUUGUGCUAAAAGUGACCAAGUAAUAAUUAAUUACUUCGAUCAAUUAAUCAGUGAUAAAACUCGCCGGUCGAACGGAAAUAAUUUCUGUGUCUUUUAGAGUUUUAAUAUCUGGAACAAUCGGAAUUGAAGUUUUCUCUAAUUCCAAAGCGGGUCAGUGAAAAAACUCUGCAGAAAAAGAACAGAAAAAAAGAGUUUCUGAUGAUGAAUUCAAAAGUUUUCCGUCUUUGAGUGAGCAAUUAACGAUUUGGAAUUUUCUAGAUUUAAUAAAGUGCCUAGCUGCACUGCGCUGAGAUAUUAUUUGUUUUUGGUGAUAAAUUUCGGGUCGAAAGGAAGUGAAAAAUAGUAAAAUAAGAAAAAGAUAAAAGUGAAAUAUGAAAGCGUGCAGGCUGCUAGUGGAUAGAAGCUUGAGCAAAAAGAAGAGAUAAAUAAAAUAUGAAACAAUGGAAACGCUAGGAGUGAAGAUAUAAUUCGUGAAUGUGGAUGUAGAUUUGGGGGAUGUGGAUUGGGGGUGUUAGAUAUAAGAUAUAAGAUUUUCACAUAAAUCUCUCAGUGAGAGAAGAAAGUGGAACUGAAGCGUUACGUCAACUUUGUCGAGUAAGAACACAAAGAGCAGGAAGUAACAGAAACUUUGAGGAUUCUUCAGUGAACUUGGAACGUGUGUGAAAUGUCGCGAAAAGUGUUGAGUUGGUGAUAAAUAUUAGAUUUGUUGUCGGAAAGUGAACAAAAGAACGAUUGGAGUUGAGGAUUUUUAAGAUGCUGAUGAUUUGAAGAACUGCCGGGUGUUUUGAGUCACCUUGGAGAAAAUUGUUGGGGAAGGAAUGAGGCGGCAACGUGUCACGUAGGACAAGACCGUUUCACGGAGAUGCCACGACCAGGAAGAAAUAUCGGCCCCGCCCUGGUCUUCCUGGCGGUCUACGCGAUCGUCCUCGUCCAGGCUGGGGACCAAGAGAGGAACGUGUGGUACAAUGCAGCUACAAGGAGCAUCGAGACGAGGAUGCGGGCCGCUGCUUCAACCACCAGCACAGGUACCACCCCUCCAACCGGCGAGGCCAAGGGUGUCAUCCUCUUUGUCGGCGACGGCAUGGGGAUGAGUACCCUCACCGCUGCUAGGAUUUUGUCUGGACAGCGUCAUGGUAACACCGGGGAAGAAGCUGAACUAGUCUGGGAUACUUUUCCUGCUGUUUCAUUGGCUAAAACUUACAACAUGGACGCCCAGGUGGGAGAGUCGUCGGCGUGCGCGACUGCACUGCUUUGCGGCGUGAAGGCCAACUACGAGACACUCGGGCUGGAUUCCUCAGCCAAGUUCGACAAUUGUCUGUCCAGCAAAACGGCAAGGGUGACGUCGAUCGUCGACUGGGCCCAACGAGAAGGCAAAUCCACGGGGAUGGUAACAACAACUCGUGUGACUCACGCUACGCCGGCAGCGCUGUAUGCUCAUGCUUCAAGUCGUUACUGGGAAGAUGAUAGUAAAGUGCCUUCAGCAGCGCGGGCUUCUUGUAAAGAUAUCGCUCGACAACUUCUGGAAGAUGAACCAGGACGUAAUAUUAAUGUAAUACUGGGAGGAGGUAGAAGACAUUUUGUAUCAAAAGUAGCUCAAGACCCCGAAGAGCCAGAAAAAGAAGGCCGCCGACUUGACGGGAGAAAUUUAAUAACAGAGUGGACCAAGUACCACCAAAACAUGGCGGCAAAGUACGUGUACUCAAAAGAGCAAUUCGACGAAAUAGAUCCGGCGCGGGUCAAUUAUCUCUUGGGAUUAUUUGCUUACUCGCACAUGGAUUUUGACGUCGAUCGCAACACCACCGGAACCGGAGACCCAUCCCUCGCUGAGAUGACGAUCAAAGCGCUCAGGAUUCUCAAACGGAAUCCUAAAGGGUUUUUCUUGUUUGUUGAAGGUGGAAGGAUAGAUCAUGCGCAUCAUUAUAACAACGCUUACCGAGCCCUCGACGAGACCCUUGCGAUGGAGGAAGCAGUUCGAGCGGUUAUGGAAGAAGUUGACCUCUCGGAGACGCUUCUGGUGGUCACGGCUGACCACUCCCACGUAUUGACGCUCGGCGGACUGGCUACGAUCCGUGGGAACCCAAUCUUCGGGUCUGACAGCAAAAAAUCGGACGUGGAUGGAAAGCCAUACACGACCUUGUUGUACAGCAACGGGCCAGGUCACACGGAGCCGCGAUCUGUCAUGCGAGAAGCCGGGAAGGAUUCCAUUCAGACCGCGGGUGUUCCUCGAACGUGGGCAACUCACGGUGGAGAAGACGUUCCAGUGUUCGCAACUGGCCCUCUGGCGGGGGUUCUCUUCAGCGGAACAGUGGACCAAAGCUACAUCCCGCAUGCAAUUGCUUACGCGGGGUGCCUCGGUCGGUACGCCAGCAGGUGCAGUUCCUUUGAAUCGAAUAUGGUGAUCAACGACACCAAUCAAAUCGCUUCGAUCAGCUGUCCUUCUGCGGAACCUAACAGCGCGGCCAUUUCCAGUGACGUAAUGAACGACCAGGCCCGUAAUCCUGGCUCUAAAUCAAACAACUCUGUCUGCUCUAAUCUCACGACUUCGAAAGCUCAUCAAUUAUUUAUUUCUCUUCUCUCCGUUUGUUUUCUACGGUUUUUUAUUCAUCUUUCGCUCAAUCCUCUCGCCAGUUAAUGGCGUCUGACGUUAGAUAGCGACCGACUAUUUUAGUUAAUUUUAAUAUAAAUAAUAAAGUAAUUAUUAAAUUACAUUAAAGAAGACACUUUUAAAAUCCAAGUCCAUCGGGGAUGGGUCCAACUUUUAAUUCCGCUGAGUAUUGAACUAUAUAAAUUAAAAUAAAAAUUUUAAAAGUUAUUUAAUUUUAUUUUAUACAGCAUACUACACUAGCAGAAGCUAAAAGUUGAGUGUGUGCGCGGAUAUUGGUGAACUUUGAUACCCUAGUUUAAAGAGCGUACUUGUACAGAGACAAUCGAUCGCGGUUUUCAAACGUUAUAUUUGUUUACUUACACGUUUAUUACUGCACCUAUUAUAAUUGAUAUUUAUUAUAAUUAUAAUUGUAAUUAUAAGGAUGAUGAUGAUGAUUAUUAUGAUAACGAUAAUUGAUAAGUACUACAAAUGUGUACAUUGUUUGUGAUAGAUCGCUCGUUCGAUGCUGUCGCACUUUUAUUUAUAUGUGUAAAUAAGUAAUUAAUUGAUAUAA
Cotesia glomerata is the source of this 3338-nucleotide messenger RNA. RefSeq names its product alkaline phosphatase-like. The record is from RefSeq and is a predicted model, not a curated record. Bases 1043 to 2812 code for a protein of 589 amino acids. Gene Ontology annotation, biological process: dephosphorylation. Gene Ontology annotation, molecular function: alkaline phosphatase activity. NCBI's taxonomy places the organism in Eukaryota, Metazoa, Arthropoda, Insecta, Hymenoptera, Braconidae. The transcript has 9 exons.